Messenger RNA from Sordaria macrospora k-hell, 588 nucleotides. RefSeq lists its product as uncharacterized. Lineage: Eukaryota; Fungi; Ascomycota; Sordariomycetes; Sordariales; Sordariaceae. The record is from RefSeq and is a predicted model, not a curated record.
AUGAAUCCAAACUCGGUUCCAGCGCCACUGUCGGAGUUGGACGACCGCGACAUGGACAGCAUCAUCAAUGAGCUGGUGGUGAUAGCCCACCCAGACGCGCACUCAUCGACAAGCCCGACAUAUACAAGUGUCCAUGAGUGCUACCUUGAGGUGUCCAAGGACGUCAUGAUGAGAUUUUACAAUCUCGGGCUGAGUCGCGUGUCGACUGCGGCGCAUCUCUAUGCGCUGGAGUACAGGUUGUGGAAGCGAGGUCACUCUCCCGGCUCUGGUGACCCUGGCGACCCUGGCGACAAAUUCCCUUUCGCUAAACCGUUGACUCAUGUUGCUCAUGAGCCUUUCUCCAGCGAGUAUGAUGUGUUCUACCGUGCCAAACAGGCAGAAGAAUCGCACGAGAAACCCAACCUCGCAAUCGCCGAUGUCAACCAGCCGCUGAGAGAUGGCGCUGAUCAAGAGUGUCCGGACAUCGGUGCGACAGAAGAGGUGCACCAAACAUCGGCAGCUCAGCCAAACCAAAGUGUCAACAAGCGGGGCCUCGACGUAGCCGACACUAUGGUCCUAGCUCCACAACCCAAAAGGUCGCAGACAUGA